AUGGGUACUCUAGGAUUCCUCGGAGAAUGGAAGUUUGCAGAGUACAAACGAGCCUUCCGCGAAGUGUACGUCUCUGGCGCGCCAUCUCCGCUGACACGCCGAAGCACGGAUGAGGCAGAGCAAGGAAGCAUGGCGGAAGGGUGGGUUCAGGUCCGUGGAAAGUCCAUGGGCGUCUCGAGGAACUCUAGAAUCCUCCUUCGCAACAGGCUUCGGAUUGGCAUAUUCGAUUCGAAAGGCACACAACUCCCUCACGAACCUCCUUUUACACACUCAAACAAACGCUGCGAAGAUAUGUUCGCGCUGAACGAAGUCCUACUCCACAGAGGUGCCGAUCCUCACCUGGCACACAUCACGAUCCUCAUCGGCUCGCCACCACAUCAGAGAACAUUAACGACAGCAAUCGCAGACGGCUUUCUCGUCUCUACACCUACAGGUUCUACAGCAUACAGUCUCUCCAGUGGCGGAUCCAUUGUGCAUCCUUUAGUAUCCUCACUCCUGCUCACGCCAAUCUGUCCACGAUCCCUGUCCUUUCGACCACUGGUCCUGCCCGCCAACACGCCCAUAACGCUUCGUAUAGAGGCGCAGAAUCGUGGCAAGGAAAUCGAAGUCUCCAUCGAUGGCAUCCGUCGAAGGGAGGGACUUACCACGGGGAUGGAGGUUAGAGUUGUUGGUGAGGAGGUGCGCUCACCAGGCGCUCCUGGAGCAAGAGAUUGGCUAAGAGGCGUCCCCAGUAUUGUCAGAAGCGGCGGUGCAGCAGAUGGAGAUGAUCAUUGGGUGGGAGGGCUGAACUCUCUGCUCAAGUUCAAUUAUCCGUUCGGAGAACAGUAA
Molecule: messenger RNA, 828 nt
Organism: Ramularia collo-cygni
Lineage: Eukaryota; Fungi; Ascomycota; Dothideomycetes; Mycosphaerellales; Mycosphaerellaceae
Product: related to NAD kinase /ATP NAD kinase)
Exons: 1
Coding region: 1-828 (275 amino acids)
Biological process (GO): NAD+ metabolic process; NADP+ biosynthetic process
Molecular function (GO): NAD+ kinase activity
Source: RefSeq, a predicted model, not a curated record